Molecule: messenger RNA, 2642 nt
Organism: Hipposideros armiger (great roundleaf bat)
Lineage: Eukaryota; Metazoa; Chordata; Mammalia; Chiroptera; Hipposideridae
Product: zinc finger protein 709-like
Biological process (GO): regulation of DNA-templated transcription
Source: RefSeq, a predicted model, not a curated record
CCCAACUCCGGUCUGGAUUGUGACAGCCCUGGUUGUGGGAGUCGUAGGAAGGGUCAGGGAGACCCAGGAAACCUAGAAAUGGACCCAGUGGCCUUUGAAGAUGUGGCUGUGACCUUCACCCUGGAGGAGUGGGCUUUACUGGAUCCUUCACAGAAGAAACUCUAUAGAGAUGUGAUGCGGGAAACCUUCAGGAACCUGGCCUCAAUAGGUAAAGAAUGGGAAGAUCAUGACAUUGAAGACGAAUACAGAAACAAGGAGAAAAAACGAAGAAGUCAUAAGAUAGAGAGACUCUGUGAAAGUAAAGAAGGUAGUCAAUGUGAGAAAAACUACAGCAGUAUUCCAAAUCACAAUUUGAAGAGGAAAACUCUUCCUAGAGUAGAACCAUGGGAAUAUACCAUGUGUGGAAAAGUCUUCAUGCAUCAUUCAUCUCAUAAUAAGCACACCACAUGUCACACUGGACACAAGUCCUCUAAGUAUCAGAAAUACGGAGAGAAACCACAUAAUUAUAAGGUAUUAGGCAGAGUGUUCAGUUAUCUUCAAUUUUUAGAAAAACAUGAAAAAAAUAACAAUGAAGACGAACCCAGUAAAUGUAAGGAAUAUGGGAAAGCCUUCGUGUCACUCAAAACCCUUCAAAGACACAUGAGUACGCAUACUGUAGAUGCUCCUUAUAAAUGUAAGAAGUGUAGGAAAACCUUCAGUUGUUCAACUUCACUUCAAAUAUGUGAAAGAACCCACACAGGAGAGAAGCCUUAUCAAUGUAAACACUGUGGAAAAGCCUUAAGGUGUUACCAAAGUCUUGAAAUACAUGAAAGAAAUCACACUGGAAAGAAACCUUAUAUAUGUAAAAAAUGUAGUAAAGCAUUCAGUUGUCUCCCUUAUCUUCGAAGUCAUGAAAGAAUUCACUCUGAAGAAAAGCCCUAUGAAUGUAAGGAAUGUGGAAGAGCCUUCAGAUAUCAUCAAAGUUUCCGAAAACAUGAAAGAAAAUUCACUGGAGAGAAGCCCUAUGAUUGUAAGGAAUGUGGGAAAGCUUUCAGAUGUUUUAAAAGUUAUCGAAGACACAAAAGGACUCACACUGUAGAAAAACCUUAUGAAUGUAAAAAAUGUAGUAAAGCAUUCAGAUAUCCCAGUUGUCUUCGAAGACAUGAAAUAAAUCACAGUGCAGAGAAACCCUAUCAAUGUCAGGAAUGUGGAAGAGCCUUCAAAACUCAUCACACUUUUCGAAAACAUGAAAGAAAAUUCUUUGGAGAGAAGCCCUAUGAAUGUAAGGAAUGUGGGAAAGACAUCAGAUGUUAUAAAAGUUUUCAAAUACAUCAAAGAAAUCACACUGGAAAGAAACCCUAUGAAUGUAAAAAAUGUAAUAAAGCAUUCAGUUAUCCCAGUGGUCUUCAAAAACAUGAAAGAAAUCACACUGCUGAGAAACCCUAUAUAUGUAAAGAAUGUAAUAAAGCAUUUAGUUGUCUCCCUUACCUUCGAAAACAUGAAAGAAGUCACAAUGAAGAGAAACCUUAUGAAUGUAAAAAUUGUAGUAAAACAUUCAAGUAUCCCAGUGAUCUUCGAACACAUGAAAGAAAGCACAAUGAAGAGAAACCCUAUGCGUGUGAGGAAUGUAAAAAAGCCUUCAGAUAUUACAGUUCCUUACAAAUACAUGAGAGGACGCACACAGGAGAGAAACCCCAUGAAUGUAAACACUGUGGUAAAGCCUUCACUUGGCGCACCACCCUUCGAAGACACAUGAAAAUGCAUACUGGAAACACACCAUAUCAAUGUAAGGAAUGUGGGAAAGCAUUCACCUGCCUUAGUUUGUAUCAAAGACAUGAAAGGACUCACACUGGAGAGAAACCAUAUGAAUGUAAACAAUGUGGUAAAGCCUACAGACAUAAAGGUUCUUUACAAAUUCAUAAGAGAACUCAUACUGGAGAAAAACCCUAUGAAUGUAAGGAAUGUGGAAAAGCCUUCAGUCGUAAAAAAAUCCUUCAAGUACACGUGAGAGUGCACACUGGUAGAAAUCAUAAAUGUGAACAAUGUGGAAAAGCCUUCAGUCAUUCCUCUGCCUUCCAUAAGCAUGGAAAGACCCACUGGAUAAAACUUCUUGAAUGUAAGUAAUAUGGGAAAGAUUUGAAUUGGCCCACAUCCCUAUAUGUGAAAUCUCCCACCAAAAAGAAAUAAAAUCUAAAUAACUUAUGAAGGUUUGAUGGAAAUUAUUCAUGUUUAGUGUUCCAGAAAACUUUCAAAAUAAAAAAUUGUUAAAAUUGAAAAUGAACUCUGUUUCCUACCUUUCUUAAAGUGCAUUAUUGGAAUGUGGAUUUCUGCUGUAGUUGACCCUUGAACAGCUUGGGCUUUAAAAUCCCCAACCACCCGUGCAAUUAAAAAUCUGCUUAUGACUCAAGCCAGCCUGCGUAUAAGUGGAUUUCUAACCCUCGGUUCUAAAUGCAGUUGACCCUUGAAUACCAUGAGUUUGAAUUGCAUGAGUCUUGUUAUAUGUGGAUUUUUCUUCAAGAGUCAACUUUACUUUCAGAAAUGAUUAUUGAGGUGAGAUAAUUCUAUGCGUUGUCUUUCAACAAGAGUACAUAACAUUAAUAGGUAGUGAUUUUUCAUUAAAUCAGUUACUCAUAUUAUCUUUUUACAUUUUGGAGCCUGUUAUA